This is a messenger RNA of Medicago truncatula (barrel medic), 1415 nucleotides long. Its product is annotated as ankyrin repeat domain-containing protein 2B. NCBI's taxonomy places the organism in Eukaryota, Viridiplantae, Streptophyta, Magnoliopsida, Fabales, Fabaceae. The transcript has 9 exons. The coding region runs from base 154 to 1200 and encodes 348 amino acids. Gene Ontology annotation, molecular function: protein binding. The record is from RefSeq and is a predicted model, not a curated record.
GGACUUUUCCAACUCUCACAAGGGUUUUUCUUUUUCUUUUCUUUUUCCUUUUUCAUAUUUCUCUUAAACCAAAAACACUCUCACACUCUUCUUCCUUAUCGCUCUUCUUCUUCUUCUUCUUCUUCAGAUUCAGCUAUCUAGGUUUCUUCGCUCAUGGCUUCCAAUUCUCAAAAGGAUAUUCCUUCUGAUGAGAAAGCUGGUUCAGCAGAGAAUAAAAAUACCAAAGAUGAAGCAUCCUCCAAUGCAACUCCGGGACCUGGGACUGGUUUUCCACCUGGGACUGGUUUUCAAGCCAACCCUUUUGAUUUCUCAGCAAUGAGUGGUCUGCUCAAUGAUCCAAGCAUCAAGGAAUUGGCUGAACAAAUAGCAAAAGAUCCAUCAUUCAAUCAGAUGGCUGAACAGCUUCAGAAAACUUUGCACGGAGGAGCACCACAGGAUGGUCUCCCUAACUUUGAUAAUCAGCAGUAUCUUUCAUCCAUGCAACAGGUCAUGGCAAAUCCUAAUUUUAUGACCAUGGCCGAGCGCCUGGGUAAUGCAUUGAUGCAGGACCCAUCGAUGUCUUCCAUGCUUGAAAGUUUUACCAAUCCGUCCAAUAAAGUUCAGCUUGAAGAGAGAAUGGCACGCAUCAAGGAAGAUCCAUCUUUGAAACAUAUUUUAGAUGAGAUAGAGAAUGGCGGUCCUGCUGUAAUGAUGAGAUACUGGAAUGAUGAGGAGGUUUUGAAGAAGUUGGGACUAGCCAUGGGCAUUCCUCCAACUUCUGGAGAUGCAGCUGCUUCUUCUGAAAAUUCUGGGCCAGAUGAAACAGAAGAUGUGGGCACUGAAGAUGAAUCAAUCGUUCAUCAUACUGCUAGUGUUGGUGACAUUGAGGGAUUGAAAGCUGCGCUAGCCUCUGGUGCUGAUAAGGAUGAAGAAGAUUCAGAGGGAAGAACUGCUUUACAUUUUGCUUGUGGUUACGGCGAGGUGAAGUGUGCGCAAGCUCUCCUUGAGGCUGGAGCAAAAGUAGAUGCUUUGGAUAAGAACAAGAACACAGCUCUUCAUUAUGCAGCAGGUUAUGGCAGGAAAGAAUGUGUGGCCUUGCUCCUUGAAAACGGUGCUGCAGUUACUCUGCAAAAUAUGGAUGGGAAAACUCCUAUAGAUGUUGCGAAGCUAAACAAUCAAGAUGAUGUCCUCCAGCUUCUUGAGAAAGAUGUUUUCCUGUAAUUGCAAGGCAUGCAUGAUGGAUGCAAUGCCGUCGCCAAAAAGAAAAUGGAAAAUUGAGGGGAAAAAACAAAAGCAUGAUAUGGUGACUUUUGAUUUCUUCCCAUCGUUGCGUUAAAACUAAAUUAGUCCCCAUAAAAUUUGUUAUUUAUAACUUGUAAUGCAUUUGUUUGUUACACUGCGUGAUUAUCAAGAUUAGCACCGUAAUGGUUUCAUUU